This is a messenger RNA of Acaulospora morrowiae, 831 nucleotides long. NCBI's taxonomy places the organism in Eukaryota, Fungi, Glomeromycota, Glomeromycetes, Diversisporales, Acaulosporaceae. The record is from the annotation of a GenBank genome assembly.
AUGUGGGACUCUGAUGACACAACCGUGAACGAAGGCAUGGACAACAUAGAUGUCGAAUGGUCAUGCUCAGAAAAUGGCCCCGCAGAACGGAAACGUUCUUGGUUUUGGCUGCGUGAAGUGACCUCGCGAGACGCAGAAAAUGGAAUGGACGUGCAAGGAAUUACUUGGGACACCUUCAAUAUUACGCGUCAGCGAUAUCGAGAAAUUAGGCUCGUAGAUUAUAAAAAUUAUGAGAAUGUCCAAAGAUCACAUGAUGAAAUAAAGAAAGAAAUCAAAUCUGUCCGAACCGACGCACAAUAUUACAAAUUUAAAUAUACGACUUUAUCACACAAGUGUUCUAUCGUUCAUUUUCAAUUGCGUAAUCUUUUAUGGACUACAGGAAGAAAUGAUGUCUUUUAUACACAUUCUUCACGUAUUUGCCAUUGGAAUUCAGUAAUGAUGAAAUCACAACCCGCACUGGAUCUAAAUUAUAAUAACCGUAAUGUCGAAACUCCCUUUGAAAUAAGCACAUUCGCGUGCAAAUACAAUUGUUUGCUUGUUGGUGGGCUUUAUGGAGAAUAUGCAUAUCGAAGGCUAGAUGCGGAGCCUAUCAAGUUUGGUAAGAUAACCACAGAUUCAAAUGGAAUAACAAAUCACAUGGAUAUUAUCGAAUCACGAACGGGAAGCGUUGUUGCGGUCAUCUCCAGCAAUGAUAAGAAAUCCAGGAUCAUGGAUCUCGCAACUUUGAGGUUUAUCGAAGCCUACGAUUUCCCAUGGCCAGUGAACUGCACUUCUUUGAGUCCAAGCAAGAACCUACUUUGUGUUGUCGGAGACGAUACUGACACUAUGGUU